AUGGCAGCACAAAAUGGUCACAAGGAUGUUGUUGAGACUCUAUUACACAACAAAGCCGAUAUUAAUGCUCUAGAUAAGGAGAAUCGGACACCGUUUCACCAUGCAGAAAACAACGGUCACAAAGGGAUUGUUAAAACUUUAUUAGAUAAAGGAGCCAUAGUUGAUGCUCUAAAUAAGAGGGAUGGGACACCGUUACACACUCAAUUACACAACAACGCCGAGGUGGAUACUAGAACUAAGGAGAAUAAUACACCAUUACACAACGUGGCAUUCUAUGGUCAUGAGAACGAUGUUGAGACUCUAUUACACAACAACGCCAAGGUGGAUACUAGAACUAUGGAGAAUAAUACAUCGUUAUAUAUAUUAGGACAAAAUGGUCACAAAGAUGUUGUUGGGACUUUAUUAAAUAAUAAAGCCGAUGUUAAUGCUUCAGGUAAGGAUAAUUGGACACCAUUACAUAUUGCAGCACGAAAUGGUCACAACGACGUUGUUGAGACUCUAUUACACAACAAAGCCGAUAUUAAUGCUCUAGAUAAGGAGAAUCGGACGCCGUUAGACAAUACAGCAAUAAACGGUCACAGGGAUGUUGAGUUUUGUUUCCUCUUUGAUGAUUAA
Molecule: messenger RNA, 615 nt
Organism: Hydra vulgaris (swiftwater hydra)
Lineage: Eukaryota; Metazoa; Cnidaria; Hydrozoa; Anthoathecata; Hydridae
Source: RefSeq, a predicted model, not a curated record